Molecule: messenger RNA, 3207 nt
Organism: Dimorphilus gyrociliatus
Lineage: Eukaryota; Metazoa; Annelida; Polychaeta; Dinophilidae
Source: the annotation of a GenBank genome assembly
AUUGAAAUAAUGAAGUGUCGAUAUGAUAUGAUAUUAAGGAAACAUAAUCCAGUGCCGUUGUGAACGUUCUUGCUAUUCUAAGAAAAGAGCAUCAAUCAAUAGACUUCCCCUUUGUACAAAUAAGGAUUAUGUUGGCCGGGAUUUUUCUGUUCUUCCUGCGCAUUUGCCUAGGUUUUGGAAAAUACUCAAUUAAUUUUUCAAUUUUGGAUCAAACUCCGCCGAAAACUGUAGUUGGCUAUGUCCUAAAAUCAAAAGAAUCUAAGGCAGAUUUUAGACUCUUCGAAACUUCUGAAAUGGAUUUUUCAAAAAAUUUUAGUCUAGGGAAAUUUGGUGAACUGAAGACAGAAACAACUAUCGAUAGAGAUUAUAUAUGUACGAACAAAGAAACUUGCCUAAUUAAAUUAGAAGGAGGAAUGGUUCGUGGGCGUAGUUUUCAACUGUUACCUAUAACAGUUCAAAUUCGAGAUAUCAACGACAACAAUCCGAAAUUCCCCUUUAAAAGUUUACGAAAAUAUAUAUCUGAAUCUGCGAGGCCAGAACAUUAUAUUAGUAUACCGAAGGCAUACGAUCCUGACAAACCUGAAUUUAGUAUUAAAUCCUACAAAUUGAAUGUUCAACCAAUAUUUUCAUUAAGAGUUACAAGUAAUGAUCUUCGAUUAGUUUUACGAACGACACUAGACAGAGAAAAAGUUAGCAAGUAUAAUCUGAAAUUGACUGCAAUAGAUGGUGGCAGACCUAGGAAAACUGGUUCAAUGAGAAUUCAUAUAAUCGUGGAAGAUUCUAACGAUAAUGAGCCAGUUUUCGACAAAAAAUUUAGAAAAGUAGUUGUUUACGAAGAUUUUCCUCAUAGGAAAGUCUUGGCGAAAGUCCGUGCGACAGAUAAAGAUAAAGGAGAAAAUGCUCGAAUAACUUAUAAAUUUACACCCAGAACUGAAUUGAAUUUCGGUGACAUUUUUUCUCUAGAUCCUAUAUCCGGUGAGAUAAGAACGAAAGUGUCGCUGGAUUACGAAAGUAAUCCGAAUUACGAGCUAUCUAUUCUGGCAAUCGACAAUGGCAAUAGUCCUAAAUCUGCUGAAACCCAAUUACAGAUUAGAGUCAUCGAUCUUAACGAUAAUCCGCCAAUGAUUCACGUUAUUAAGGUUGACGUCGCGGAGAAUUCGGAGAAAGGAACUUUCGCUGCCCAAAUAACUGUACGUGAUGCAGAUAAAGGCGAGAAUGGCCGAAUAAGUUGUCAAAUGAACUCUUCGACCUUUCAUUUAUAUGUAAUUAAUAAAAAUCGAUAUCAGAUUAAUACUUGGAAGCCUUUGGAUCGAGAAAUCCGAGAUACUUAUUCUUUGAUCAUUGAGUGCAAGGAUUUUGGAAAAAAUGUACAAAUAUCCAAAAGGGAAAUAAUAAUUAAAGUCCUGGAUAUUAAUGAUAAUCCACCAAGUUGGAAAAAGCAAAUAAAAACUACAUUAAAAAUUCCAGAAAAUCUAGCAAUUGGAGAGAAAAUUGCUGAUUUCUCGGCUUUCGAUCCGGACUUGAAAGAAAACGGAACUGUGCGUUAUUCGGUAGAACAAUUAAAUUACAAACACAUUCCCCUGGUGGAAAUUGAAAGUUCUACCGGUAUACUUAGAAGUGCUAAUGAAAUGGAUCGUGAAAAAAUCGAUAUGAUUCAAAUGAAAAUAACUGCGAGAGAUCUAGGCAAGAUCCCUCUAAAAGCAUCGCUCAAUGUAACUCUUAAGAUAGAAGACGAGGACGAUAAUGAUCCAAAGUUUUCCAAACAAUUCUACAAUUUCUACGUUUACGAAAACGAGCCUAUUGGUAAAUUUGUAGGACUUAUUGAAUGUACAGAUGCUGAUGUAUCAUUUAAAGAGGCAAACUUUAAACUUGAUAAGUCUCUAGAUUAUAAAUCCUUUACAAUAGAUAGGAAGGGUUCUAUAAGAACAAAAAAAGUUUUCGACAGGGAAAGAAGGAAAGACUAUAAUAUUAAAGUUGUUGUGGCCAAAUCAUCAGUAUAUGUGCAAGUUUCAAUUUUGGAUAAGAAUGACAACCCUCCUAUAUUCAUAGGUCCCAAAAGAAUGCAUUUAAGCAGAUACACUAGGAUAGGGACUGCUGUAAAAAAAUUAAAAGUCAUUGACGCCGAUGCUGGGAAAAAUGGUGUGUUAAUUUACUCUAUUUUAGACGAUAAUCGAUUUUUUUGGGUUCAUACGGAAACUGGUGUGAUAACUGUUAUAGGUGAUCUGACGGAAGCUUCCAAUCAAGUAAUCGAAUUGAACAUUAAUAUAUCGGACUGUGGAGAAGAGAAACAAUCGUUAAAAAUUAAUUUCCAAAUAUUUCUCAAUGAGACGCAAACGCUAAAACGUUCCAAUUUAGACGCUCCCAAUAUAGAAUUUCUAAUUAGCGCGGCGUUUAUAUUUCUAAUUCUUUUCGUUUUCCUGUUAGUUUUCAGUGUUAUUAUCAUUCGUAAACGUUUUAAACUACGACGAGGCAGUAGUAAUUCAGCAAAAUUUCCAGCACAAUCUAGCCAGGUACGAGAAACGUCUCUUUAGAUUUCAUUUUAUUCUUAGAUGUCUUAGAUGUUAAUUUUUUAGAUAGUCUUAGGUGCUGCUUAAAUAUCUCGAUUUUACAUUAGAGACAUAUUGUUUUUGCCAAUGCCGAGACUGUAUUAUUCAAUAGUAUAGUCCUAUUGAGAAAUAAAAUAAAAGGAUUAAGGUAUAAAUUAAGCUUUACCUGGCGACCUCUGACUGCAAUUAAUUAUUUCAAUUAUAGAAAUUAGUAUAGCUUUUCCGUCGAAUAAAAAAAACAACUUCAAAUGGAAAUAUAAAACAAACAGCUUUUCUUUAUACUUAAAACAUUUUGCAUUUUCCCUCUAAUUCCUUUAACGAUUGUUUGGUUUUUUUAAUUUUCUUUUUGGAAGCAUGAAUGAUAUUGAAUGAAGCAUAUAGAUGCAAGAAAAUAAGUUUUGCCUUCAUGUUGUUAUUUUUCGAUCAAUAUUGAAUAAUUUCUAUUAUUAUUUGUAAUAUGUUCUUCAUUAAUAUUCAUAUUUUAUUUAGUUUAAUAAUAGAUAUAUUAUACGUAUAUAAAUAUAUAUGCAUUUUAAUUGCUAAAGUGUACUUAUUAAGAAGAUUAAGGUUAUAUACGAAUACAAACGGUUAGUUUCUUUUGUUGUGUAUAUAUGGGAAAUAUAUAUAUAUAUAUAAACAAUUUAAAGUACGUGCAAUCAGC